Molecule: messenger RNA, 624 nt
Organism: Apaloderma vittatum (bar-tailed trogon)
Lineage: Eukaryota; Metazoa; Chordata; Aves; Trogoniformes; Trogonidae
Exons: 4
Source: RefSeq, a predicted model, not a curated record
AUGACAGAACCAGCCAGACUUUCUGCAGGUGCAGAACAGACACAGAAAGAGAAGGUCACCACACAGUUGAUGAAGCAUGAAAAGGAAGUUGGUGUUCCUUCUAAUGAACUUGGCUCAGCAAGCACAGCUGCCGACCAGAAAGAGCAGGCUACAUCAGAAGUAAAAGACUAUGUACACAGAGGUACUGAGAGACCUGUGAAAAGAGAUAUGAUUGAACCACUUGUGACAGAUCAGGAUGCAUCUAGGAACUGUGAGCUGUAUCUGCCGGAGUCUAGUAACUGUUCAGCAAUGGUAUCAUCUGAGGACAGUGAGGAGGACAUGUAUCGUGAUGCAGAAGAAAUAGAGAGAGAGAAAAUACUGCUUUGUGAGAAGAGCUCUUCAGAACACAACAGACUAAGUGUUGCACCUGAAAUAGACGUCAUGGAGUAUUGCAGAAAAGAAUGGAGAGGUAAUACACCAGUAGCAAAAAGGAUGAGAAAGGGAUAUGAAGCAGUUGCUCAGAAGUUUGCAUCUAUAAGGAGAGUACGAGGUGACAACUAUUGUGCUCUCAGAGCAACUCUUUUCCAGGCACUAAGCCAAGCUACCCAGUUACCAAGCUGGCUGCAGAGUGAGAAUUUUGCUGUG